UCAUCACCGUCACAGAUCCGGGGCCUCUUCUCCCCCCUCCCCUCCCUCUCCUUUCCACCACUCACUCACUUAGUUACGUCUCCAUUCGUUCGCCUUGCCCUCUUCAUCCUCACCUCGCUCUAUGCCUCUGUCGCACGCACAGCAAGCAUCGCUUGGGCCAGGCUCGCUGCACCCCUCAACCCCUUCAACCCUCAUCCCAUGACGCGCAUCUCCUCACGAGACCAGGAAGUCUAAAGCCCAAUCCCGCCCAUUUGAUACAAUUAACCUGAGUCGCCCCCGUUUCUGUUUUCCCCUUCCUUCGACCGCCUUACUUCACGCUACCUACGCACGUACACUUUUUCUACCCAAGCUUUUCCCCUCAUAUACCCUUCCCUCUCAUCUUCUUCCGUCCUUCACAUCAACCGUCCAUCCCCAUCCACCUCCCCAUCAACCGUUAUACCCAGAGAUACCCAAUACCAGAUACCCGAUACCCAAUACCCGUACCGCCCCUUUUAUUUAUCCAUUCACAUACCCAACGCUCCAUAAUCGUCAUCCGCACAGACAAACAAUCAAUCAAACAAACAAGCAAGCAAGCAAGGAAACAACCAUGGAGUCCAUACGCCAGAGAAUCCAGAUCCCCGACUCCAUCAAGCAGAUCCCCGACCAGCUCAAGCCCAAGUCCCCCAAGGCCCUCGACAAGGGCGCUGACUCCAUCCCCACCUCGCUCACGCCCACUCCCGUCUCACCGCCGCUGGCGACCCCGUCCCACGGAGACCUCGGCGCCGUCCUGACCAUCGCCUGCGCGACGCCCAUCGCCGCCAAGCCCACUACCGUCCUCGCCACCGUCCUCAACCCGGCCACCUACCCAACCUGGAACACCUUCGUCCCGCGCGCCACCGUCUCCCGCCCCUCGGGCCUCGCCGUGCCGCCCAUGCUCUCGGGCGAGCCCUCCAUCGCCAAGCUCCAGCCGGGCGAGCUCCUGCUCGAGGGCACCCACGUCACCUUCGAGGUCCACAUGACGCUCGACCCGGCCAAGACGACGAUCAACCAAGCCCUCGUCGUCACCAAGCUCGAAGAGUUCACCCGUGCCGACGCCGACGCCAACGGCGAGACCCACCGCGGCCGCAAGAGCUACCGCGUCUGCUGGAAGACGGGCGGCCUCGUGCCGCCCUUCGUCCUCAAGUCCGAGCGCGUCCAGGAGUUCCUCGAGACCGAGGACGGCACCGGAACCGAGUACCGCUGCUGGGAGACCUUCUACGGGCCCUUCGCCCAGGUCCUGCGCUUCACCAUGGUCAGCCAGCUGGAGACCGGCUUCGCCGCCUGGAUGGACGGCCUGAAGAAUCACCUCGAGGGGAGGACGGCCCAGGCCCCUGCCGCCGCCGCCGCAGCUGCUGCCGUAGCUGCUCCCGCGACCACUCCCGCCGCGGCGCCGGCCGCGGCACCGGCCGUCGCUGCCGCUUCGUGAUACGUGUGCGUUGGAUCACUCGGGAGGGAAUCUCUUCACUUCUUUCUUUUCGAUCCGUACCUGUUGUAUUUCCCCCCUCCCCCAACGUUCUCUCCGUGUUUGCACGUCC
This is a messenger RNA of Colletotrichum destructivum, 1553 nucleotides long. RefSeq names its product Putative START-like domain superfamily protein. The transcript has a single exon. The coding region runs from base 587 to 1444 and encodes 285 amino acids. Lineage: Eukaryota; Fungi; Ascomycota; Sordariomycetes; Glomerellales; Glomerellaceae. The record is from RefSeq and is a predicted model, not a curated record.